Melampsora larici-populina 98AG31 is the source of this 183-nucleotide messenger RNA. RefSeq lists its product as uncharacterized. Lineage: Eukaryota; Fungi; Basidiomycota; Pucciniomycetes; Pucciniales; Melampsoraceae. Bases 1 to 183 code for a protein of 60 amino acids. The record is from RefSeq and is a predicted model, not a curated record. Gene Ontology annotation, molecular function: protein binding. The transcript has 2 exons.
AUGGACCUAAGUAUUUUGAUGACUCAUACAAGAACAAGACCAAUCAACCAAAGAUCUGAUCAUGCUACAGUUCUCUAUGGAAACCAAUUGAUCAUCUUUGGGGGAGGAAAUGGAUUGAGAGCAUUGGAUGAUGUUCAUAAACUUGAUGUAACAGAUUUGAAUGAAUUAGAAUGGAGAGAAUGA